Molecule: messenger RNA, 1264 nt
Organism: Spodoptera exigua (beet armyworm)
Lineage: Eukaryota; Metazoa; Arthropoda; Insecta; Lepidoptera; Noctuidae
Source: the annotation of a GenBank genome assembly
AUGGCACCAUUCGGAGCUGGUCGCCGUAAGGACUAUACGCCAGUAUCAUGGAAGCAGUAUUUCCAUCAGAGUGUUGAUGUUGAGAUAAAUGCUGGUACCUUCAGAGUGUACCUGUCUCCGGAACCUGACCAUCCAGACAGGCCAAGGAUAGUGACCCUUCAUGGAGGCGGAUAUUCAGGACUUAGCUGGUCUUUGUUCACGGAAGAGAUCACAAGUAUGAUCCACUGCCAAGUAGUGUCGAUCGACAUCAGAGGACAUGGGGAGACUAAAGUGGAGAACUGUGAUGACCUGAGCAUUGAAACACUUGUAUAUGACAUAGAACAAGUACUCCAUAAGUUGUUCACUGAUGGUAUCCCACCGCUGGUGUUAGUGGGCCACUCUAUGGGUGGUGCGGUAGCUGUCAGGGUCUCAUUGCAGCCAUCAUUGGAGCACUGCAUACAGGGCAUUGCUGUUAUAGAUGUUGUUGAAGGCACAGCAAUGGAUGCUUUAGCCAGUAUGCAGAGCUUCUUACGAAGUAGACCUACACAUUUCAAGAGUAUUGAACACGCUAUAGAGUGGUGUGUGCGAAGUGGUCAAGUUCGGAAUGUGGAUUCAGCGAGGGUCUCAAUGCCCAGUCAAAUUAUUAACUGCGAGACGGGGAAAUUGGCUAUCAACGAAGUGGAGAGCUAUACAUCAGUGUCCGACGAGUCACUCCCAGCUCCUACAAGGCAUGCGCCCCUAGCUGACCGGAUUGCUGAAGAGUCUGAUGGUGAAGCUGAUGGGGAAUCCGAGACCUGCCCCGAGGACACUGUUGAACACUUUGUGAAGCCUUCAGCGGUGGGAGACGGAAACUCGAGUAUGAAAUACAAGUGGCGCAUAGAGUUGUCCCGCACGGAGCGUCACUGGGCGGGCUGGUUCCGCGGGCUGUCGGCCGCCUUCCUCAGUGUACGCGCGCCCCGCCUGUUGCUGCUUGCCUCCAUCGACGGACUGGAUCGCGAGCUCACCGUGGGACAGAUGCAAGGUAAAUUCCAAAUGCAAGUACUGACCAGAUGUGGACAUGCGGUACACGAAGAUACGCCCGGAGAGGUGGCGCGCGUGGUGGCAGCGUUUGCCCUCCGUCACCGCUUGACGUGCCCUACGGAGCUGGGCGCCGACAUGCAACUCCUCCAUACUGUUCCCGGCUGCUGAAUUAUUUCUACCUUAUACUCUACUUAUUGUAAGUCUACUAAACGUCUGUUGAGUCUGAGUGCCAGUUUGUCUUUGCGUUAAGUCGAUCUACCCGUUU